This is a messenger RNA of Sinocyclocheilus rhinocerous, 1457 nucleotides long. Its product is annotated as cysteine protease ATG4B-like. Gene Ontology annotation, molecular function: cysteine-type endopeptidase activity; protein-phosphatidylethanolamide deconjugating activity. Gene Ontology annotation, biological process: protein delipidation; autophagosome assembly; mitophagy. Gene Ontology annotation, cellular component: cytoplasm. The transcript is spliced from 11 exons. NCBI's taxonomy places the organism in Eukaryota, Metazoa, Chordata, Actinopteri, Cypriniformes, Cyprinidae. Bases 47 to 940 code for a protein of 297 amino acids. The record is from RefSeq and is a predicted model, not a curated record.
CGCAGGAAAACAAUUCCUUUACAUCUCGGACAUCUGUCCAGCUGUCAUGAAAUUGUUAAAAAGCAAAAUUCUUCUAUCGUCAACCAAGCACGCGCCUGUUAUUGGAGAGGCGGUCUCUACAGUUUGGGAAUUUUUCGUUAAAUAUGCUACUCUCACGUACGACUCAUUGCGCUUUGGAGAGAUCGAAGAUUUCCCAGAGACCUCCGAGCCUGUCUGGAUUUUGGGAAAGCAGUUCAGCGCUCUAACAGAGAAGGAUGAGAUUCUGGCAGACGUCACCUCACGUUUGUGGUUCACGUACAGAAAGAACUUCCAGCCAAUUGGUGGCACUGGUCCCACUUCAGACACCGGCUGGGGCUGCAUGCUUCGAUGUGGACAGAUGAUUCUUGGGCAGGCCUUGAUCUGCAGGCACUUAGGUAGAGACUGGAGAUGGAGUCCAGGUCAGCGGCAGAGAGCAGAAUAUAUCAACAUUCUCAAUGCCUUCAUUGACAAGAAGGACAGCUAUUAUUCCAUCCAUCAAAUAGCUCAAAUGGGUGUUGGUGAGGGCAAGUCUAUAGGCCAGUGGUAUGGUCCAAAUACAGUGGCACAGGUACUCAAGAAACUAGCAGUUUUUGACUCCUGGAGCCGACUGGCAGUUCAUGUAGCUAUGGACAAUACUGUGGUCAUAGAGGAAAUCAGAGAUUGCCAGCACAUCUGUGAGCUUGACCCCUCCAUUGCUGCUGGCUUCUUCUGUCAAACAGAGGAUGAUUUUGAUGACUGGUGUGCACAGAUUCGUAAGGUUUCAAACUGUAGAGGUCUUCCUAUGUUUGAAUUGGUAGACAGUCAGCCAUCUCAUUUAAUUACCGCAGAUGUACUUAAUCUCACUCCAGACUUUUCGGAUUCAGACCGGCUCGAACGCUUCUUUGAUUCGGAGGAUGAAGAAUUUGAAAUCCUGUCUUUGUGAAGAACAGUUGCAUUUGCCAGACUUUCAAAAUUCUGUGGUAGAGCCUCCUCAGAGGAAAGAGAAGAAUACCAUUGACGUCCAAAGCCACUGUGGCAUAGUCACCUGCGUCAAACACACAGCUUUCUUCUUAAACGGUUAUGCUGACUGCUCUGUGUCACCCUGAGUGAGCCGAGGUCAGGUGUCAUGGUCACAGGCACUCAGGAUCAUCAGUAUGUACGUACUUAGUUGCAUUUAUGUGCAUCCAUAUUGAGUCUUAACACUACAGAUUAAUUUAAGUGAUAUGGUGCCUUUUUUACCCCCCUUAACUUAAAACACUGGUUUGCCAUAACUCAUUUUAUGGUUUUGGUCAGGAGACAUGCUAAUCAGAUUUGAUUUAGCAUUUACUCUUAACCAAUGAAAGUCGGUGAAAUUAUGGACCUGUAUGAAAUUGUAAAUGACAAUGAAGGUUACCAUUACCACGGUUAGGCAUUUGCAGAUUGGGUAGGAUGGCUUGUGUAAUUAUACAAGAAUGAUUUUG